Messenger RNA from Lachancea lanzarotensis, 4911 nucleotides. RefSeq names its product LALA0S04e01816g1_1 (gene THO2). Gene Ontology annotation, biological process: mRNA processing; mRNA export from nucleus. The transcript has a single exon. The coding region runs from base 1 to 4911 and encodes 1636 amino acids. The record is from RefSeq and is a predicted model, not a curated record. Gene Ontology annotation, cellular component: THO complex part of transcription export complex. NCBI's taxonomy places the organism in Eukaryota, Fungi, Ascomycota, Saccharomycetes, Saccharomycetales, Saccharomycetaceae. Gene Ontology annotation, molecular function: mRNA binding.
AUGGCCAACGUACUUGCUCCUGUCAAUGAGCUGGCUACACUAAGUUUGAGCGGCUUUUUCAGCACGUUUGAAGCGUCUAAAAAGGACAACUGCAACCUUGAACAGUUUACCCAAGAAUUUCUGGGCAAAUUGGCGAAAUGUGAGAACAGCAAUCAGCGUAAGCAGCAUAUACAGUCAUUGAUGUACGAGAUCAUAAUGCUACUGAGUAUAGACGAUGGUGGUGGUCUUGACGUUGAAGAGGCCAAAAUUUUGAUUACCAAAAUUUACAUGACAGAGGGCCCAAAGACCGCUCGAAUAUUCAUAAAUUUAAUCAACAGCUUUCCCGAGAAAUCGGAAAAGUGUCAAAAAUUGAUUCGAGUGCUUGAUGUAAUGGAUGCUGACCUCUGUACAUAUGUUCAAGACGACAAAUUACUGGAGAAAACGCAGAAAUUCAGCGCAAGACAGCGCGCGCUUUUCAAAAAAAGUCUCCUGGACAGUGGAUACAUGAUCCAUAAAUUCAAUCUACUGGUUGAGCACCCUGUGGCGUAUUCCCAAUUGAUUACUCUUCUGCUUGUGGCUUACAAUGACCCAACGAAUAUUGAGAGUGCUGCUAUAUACUGGCAUGAAGCCCAGUGCAUUAUCGGCAAAUAUUCACUUGAUCCUUUGAGGGCUUUGGAUGCUGUUUUCAUCGUCUCGUCUCAUUACAUCACUGAAAACUAUCAAUUUCUGAUCAAAUUUUUACGUGCUUCAACCUAUUGGCCCAAUACCCUAGCCGACUAUCGCUCACCUCAAAACUUGGGCAAAGGUGGAAACGUUAUGGCUAGUCAAUUACUCGCAAUGCAUUUGAACGAUGACAACGUCGAUAUCAAGUUUUUCGAUAUGGUAUGCGUACUCAUCAAGGAAGGCAUGGUGUCGUUCUCGUCCGUUUUCGAUAAUCUAGGGCCCAGCGAUGAGAAGAUUCAAGAGUUUACCGACAAGUUCUACAUGGACCUGGAGGCUGAUAGUAUGAAGGGAGUGUCAAAUCCUCUAGCCAUGGCUGCUGCACUCGCUGAUGACAUAGAAAAUGAGGAUAAGGCAUCUGUCGACAUCGCUCAGAAAACUGAAGAUGUGGGAGCGACACAAACUGAAAUGGAUGAAAGUAAAGAAUUGAAUGAAAAGAAUUUCUCUGAAAGUGGAAAGAUGCUUCUUCUACAAAGACUUUUAGCGCAUGGUGCCCUAACACCGUUUCUUUCCUCUUUUCAAAAAUACUCACGCUUUCUGCUGACAAGCGAAACUAUUAUCAAACUCUACUUGAGACUUUUUGACCAUAAGAUAACGCCCUUUUACAACUCUUUCACGUUAUACACCCCAAAUGCGACGAAAAGCGAUAAGAAGCUGAUACGUACUCACGAGGUCUUUCAGAACUUCCAGUCUACUCACCUUUACGGCUUCUACUAUGAUGAGUGCAUGAGGGAUAUCGAGGUAGUUCAUGAUAUCGAUGAAUUUUUUAGAUCAUGCCACGAAUGGCUUACUCUCAUCGGCCCUCAUGUCGCCCGGGCACCUACAGUUGUGUCCAAACUCUGCAGAGCCGGGUCGAAGUAUUUGGAUGAUAGCCAAAAAGAUGAAUCCAAGCUUUUGGCAUGCCUCAAUUUUAUGCGAAAAUUCAUUUUACCAGCCCUUCCUCUUUUGGCGGACAAUUCUGCAAUUCUCAAUGAAACGUAUGACCUUUUGAGACAAUUCGACUAUGAAAGGCGCUAUUUUCUUUACAAUGAGCUUUCUUCGAAACUGGCCCAAGACGACAUUUUUCUGAAGGCAGCUUGGAAUUCUUCGGCCAGAGAAGCGAAAUCAGAGCUAAAGUCCUUGAGCAUUGAUAAUGUGGAUAAGAACGGUAAGAAAUUCGCCAAAGUUAUCGCAAAAAACCCCCUGAGCACUCUGGAUCCCAUUAUGAACCAGCUUGAAAACUACGACAAAUUAGCCGACCUAGUUGUCGAGACUAGUCUGCAUUUCAGCGACUUCACUUAUGACGUGCUACAAUAUCAUAUUCUUCUUCGCUUAACUUCAGGGAGACGAAGUCUACAGGAUAGUGGUAUUCAUGUAAUGAUGUGGGUGCAAAGGAUCGCUGUUUUCAUUGCCGGACUGGCUAAAAAGUCUCUUAAAAUGGACAUCACCAACAUUAUUCGCUUUGUGAUAAAAAGACUGCACUUUAACGACAUGAUAGCAGUUACUGUUAUACGGGAGCUCACGUCAAGGGUUGGCGGGGUUAAAGCCAUCAAUGAUCUCAGUCCAAAACAGUUAAUGAUGCUCAAUUCCGGGCUUCCUUUGCAGAUCGCAGCACGUACGAUCAUUCGAGACUUGAGAGCUGAAAAUUAUGACCCUGCACACCGACUUUUGAACGUUUUUAUCAAUGAAGACGCCCUAUCCGAAAUAAUCAUCCUUCUCGAUCAUCUGAGUAAAUCAUCUAUCGAUGAAGACAUUCAUUACAAGGUGCUAUCCUCAAAGAUUGAUGAUGUAAACUUACUGUUGUGGGCAUUCAUUGAUAUGAGCAAGUACUUCUUAGGAUCGGAUGUGUUCAGAAAAAAUAUAGUAGACUUCGAACGUUUGAUAAGUGAGUAUUCGUUAUCAAUGGAGUGGGCAUUUUUCAUAUGGAGAGAGUACUAUGACGAAACCUCUCACGAUGACGUCGGACUCAAAGGGCACUUCGACGCUUCUAUCGAAAAAGCAAACUGCAUCCCUCUAGAGUUUCAGGAUGAGCAUAAAGGGUUGUUCGUCAAUUUUUGGAAGCUUUCUCUCUACGAUGUUUGUUUUCAGAAAGAACUUUAUGACGGCGAGAAGACCAUACUUGAAAACAAUGCCCUCAACACCAGAUCGUCCAAAACAAAACAUGAUUUAUCGAGGCAAAUCGAAACCAUUAUGGCAAGCUGCAUUGCACAUCAAAGGGCACACAAUAAAUUUUUGGAGUCGCUAACCAUAUCUUCCAUUACUUUCUCGCAGCUAAAAAGCUCAAACAUGGUCAUACCCUUUCUGCAAUACUGUGUUGUUCCAAGAGUUGUCUUUUCUCCUGCUGAUGCUCUUUUCGUCGUUGCUUUCGUAUGGGAAACUUUUGGUACUGCUGGCGCUCUGGACUUCCUUGAGGAAUUCGUGGAGAGCCGGGUUCUUGGGCCAUUACUUUUCAGCUCUACAAGUUCAGAGGCUAGUUACCUUGGCUUAUUCUUCGCUACGUACCUCGACAGACUUGAACUCACAAGAAAGGCGCAUAAUCUGAGCGACGGAGAUGUCAAAAGGCUGUUCAAGGUUCAAGGCUUACUUGCAGAAGACAUCGUAAAUCUCAUCGUGGAGCAAAACUACAUGUCAAUUCGGAAUGGAAUUGAAUUUAUGAAGCACUUGUCGGCAGUUUUUCCAGUAGUGAAGUAUGACAUCCUACAGAUGAUCAAAGCUCUGGAAUUGCUCAUCGCCAUGGACAAAAGAGAAGACAUUUUGUUACCAAGCAAUGCUUUGAUCGGCCAUCUCAAAGCACGUAUGAAAAGUGCCCUUGAUGCGGAUGCCUUUUGCUCCCUGAGCCCAGAUGAUAGGGAGGAACUAGCCGCUGAGGACAAAGAUCUGGUAACGAAACAUCACGAAGCGUUAGAGGAAGAAACACUAGAAGCAAAAAGAGAACUUCUAGCAGCAAAGGAAGCUGAAGAUCAUCAAGGAGAUGAAAUGUCGCGCAAGAGUCAAUCGGAAGGAGAGAAAGAUUCAGUUCCACAUACCAGUUCGAGGUUUGGACGCAUUCCUCCAAUACCAAUGUAUGAAAUUCUCAACGAGAUGUGGGACAUUGUUAAGUGCUUGGAGACAAACAGAACGGCAUAUCUGUACCGCCAUCUCAGAAACAAACGUGUUUUAUCCGAAUUACAAGCUAUUGAAAAGAGUACUAUUAGGGACCCUGAGGAUUACAGGUCUCAAUUAGCAGAGCUUCUGGAGUCCUUCUACCGGAAUCUUGUCACUUCCCCGAACCAUGAAAAGUUUAAACAACGGCUAAGCGGUAUAAUACGCGCUUGCAAAUCUGUGACGAAUCCUUAUGGCAAGAAGAUGAAGGGCGAGGGUAGGCAUCAAUCUCAAAAGAUUGAAUAUGACGACGAACCAGCUACCAAAAUUGCAAAAUCUUCAUCUAUUCAGCCAGUUGAAUCCAGAUUCAAUACCUCUGCCCAUGUCGAUGAAGGUAAAACACGAUCUAGAUACAGCGGUUUGAAAAAAUCUGAGCUGAACGAGAACCGAGGCGAUAAAUCGAAUGGGGAUGAGGAUGCCUCUUACGGUAGGGGUGACAGAAACAAGUUUGACCACUCUGCCAAGACAUCAAAUUUACCUGAGAAAAGGGAUCAUGAUAAGAAUCCAUCACGACUUGGAUCACGGUACGAGGGUCAAACUGCGGCAGCAGCUGGUGGCGAUACCGGAGAUUUCAAGAAAGCUCAGUCACAAAUUCCUCGUGGACCUGCUCGUACUACAUUUUCUCAGCGAGGCUCUGUCAUCAACAGUCGGUACGGAGAUGUAUCAGCGAACCAAAUGAAAAUCGGCGAUCGCAAUCGUUUGGACAGCGCCAAAUCGGACUUCACAAAGCGUCCAAGGGAUGAUGUCGGUCAAACGCGCCAAACGAAAAGAGCAAAGCUUGACCGUGGUUCUGACCGUGGUUCUGAUCGUGGCUCUGAUCGUGAUCCUGAUCGUGGUUCUGACCGUGGACGUUUUUCCAGUUCAGAGAAAAGCAUGGGACGUGAUAAUUUUGAUCGGUCAAAUUCAAAGUCAACGACCAAGCCGACAGGUCGGUUUGAUAAAAGAUCCCAAACAGAUCGAUCUGGUGACAAAUUACCUUCGAAGACGCCGUUGGGUCCUCGUGGUAGGAUGACUCGUUCUGAUCGCAACAAUCGAUCGAGUCCAGCUCCUGAAGGACCCGCUUCUACUUUACAGAGCAGGUAUAAGAAGUAG